This is a messenger RNA of Drosophila albomicans, 2856 nucleotides long. RefSeq names its product zwei Ig domain protein zig-8 (gene dpr1). The transcript is spliced from 8 exons. The coding region runs from base 1379 to 2476 and encodes 365 amino acids. Lineage: Eukaryota; Metazoa; Arthropoda; Insecta; Diptera; Drosophilidae. The record is from RefSeq and is a predicted model, not a curated record. Gene Ontology annotation, cellular component: neuron projection membrane. Gene Ontology annotation, biological process: synapse organization.
GAGUGCGAAGCACGCGUUUUUGAUUUAUGUUCGUGGGGGAGCUGUCAAGAGUGUUGUCAAGUGCUGAAAGUUCUGUGUGUUCUGUGUGUUUCCUCGAACAGUGUUGCGACGCGCUUAACCCAAAAGCCGCUGCCUGCUGCCUGCUAAAAGCCUAAUGUGUGGGCUUUUUUUGUGUCGGGUCUUUGGAGUUGCUUAAUGGCGCCGAACCGUGCGUGUUAAUGGCCAGUUAAUGGCUGGGUGAUUAAGGUGCAAUAAACAUAUGCAUAAUUCAGCCAACCAAAAAACCAACAAGAGCGUACCAAACGUCGUCGAGAACAACAACAACAAAAAAAAAAGCGGUAAUCAAAUCGUGUUAAUUCCAUCAAUCUAACAACUGUCAUUGGAAACAGAAACAAAUACAAACAACAAGCACACAAGGAAAAGCACUUUGCAACUUUUGUGCAUGUAACAAGCGAAAGCAAAACAUUUGAUCUAGCCACACCCAGGACUAGUACGACUAGGACUAGUGCGUGGGGGGUGCGUGGGGAUGCUGUAAAGUCGAAUCCCAUUCCCAAUCCGAAUCUGAACCCCAAACCAAAGUAGUGAAAGUGCUAAGCCGCAAAACAACAAGAUAAAUUACUUGGGCCUCCGUCGUUGUCGCAUAUUUCGUUAUCUAAACCAAAUCAACAACAACCAUCAACAACAACAACAAUAACAAUUGUAUCUGUGCGAUUCAGCGAGUGUCGUGUUGCGUGUCGUAAUCGUUGCAUACUUUGAGGCGCUCGCCGAUGGUGCUGCUGCUGCUGCUGUGAAACAAGUUGGAGAACAGCAAAUUAGUUUAAAAGCAAAACAAGCAAAUUGAAUUUACAGUAAAACAAAAGCACACACAAAAUAAAACCAAAAAAAUACAAAGUUUUACACGCGCCAAAAAAUAAAAGAAAAUAAAAAAAGACAAGCAAAGUUACGUGAGAAAGAGAAAAGAAAUCUUGAAAACAAAUUAACUGCUGAGCGGGCACUAAAAAGCGCCAAAAGGAAGUUCACGCGAAUAGGAUAUAGAUAUCGAAAUCUAUAUAUAUAUAUAUACCCAAGUAUAUACAUUUAAAAAGAUACAAGCUACUCGACUCAUCUUGUUAUUGGUCCCGUGUGAGCGCUUAGCUUACUCCGCAGCUGGAGCGUUUUCUGGCAGGGCUCUUGUUGCUCUUUCAAACGCUGACUCUAAUUGGACGAGCAGCAACAACAACAGUAACAAAGAUAUCAUAUAAAAGACCACAGCGAAUUACGCGCUUAAGUGAGGACUGACAACAACUACAACGAUCAUAACAAUAAAGUGGGGCUAACAAGACCCCGGGAAAAAUACCGAAAAUAAAAAUAAAAAUACAAAAAUACAAAAACGAGCAAAAUGUUGUUUGCCCGCCCAGCAGCGAGAAUGUCCAGAGCCAAUUUCGGAUUACUCAACUGGCUCAUCAGUUGGCUGCUGUUGAUGCUGCUUAAAGGCUAUAAUGCUGCGAUAGCACCAACGCCACCAACAACAACAACGACAACGGUCUCACCCUCGAAUCUGUUGCCCUAUUUCGACUUUGAUGUGCCACGCAACUUGACCGUCACCGUGGGCCAAACAGGAUUCCUGCAUUGCCGCGUCGAGCGACUAGGGGAUAAGGAUGUCUCGUGGAUACGCAAACGUGAUCUGCAUAUCCUCACCGCUGGCAGCACCACCUACACCUCCGAUCAGCGUUUUCAGGUUCUGCGACCAGAUAACUCUGCCAAUUGGACACUGCAAAUCAAAUAUCCACAGCCGCGUGACUCUGGCGUCUACGAGUGUCAAAUCAACACAGAGCCAAAGAUGUCCCUCUCCUACACAUUCAACGUUGUGGCAGAGCUCAAAGCGGAAAUCUUUGGACCCAGCGAUCUGAUGGUUAAAACGGGCAGCGACAUUAACCUAACCUGCAAAAUUAUGCAAGGCCCACACGAGCUGGGCAACAUAUUCUGGUACAAAGGCAGCGAAAUGCUCGACAGCAAGAACGAGAACGAAAUCGACAGCUCCAUGGCCAGGAUACGAGUUGAGGAUGAUUGGUCGGAUGGCCUGACUUCCAGAUUAAAAAUCAAGCGUGCCAUGCCCGGCGACACCGGCAACUACACCUGUGUGCCGACUGUGGCAAAAACCUCCAGCGUCUACGUGCACGUAAUUAUUGGUGAACACCCGGCGGCAAUGCAGCACAAUUCGAGCAGCAACAGCAACAGUUUCUAUUGCGGAAUUUGUUGCAUGCUGCUGAGCAUCGUCUCCUGCUGCCUGCAGCAUUGGUAUGUGAGUGGUGCGACGUCUGAGACAAUGGCCGCGCUGUUGCAGCUGUCAAAGUUGCCACCGAGGCAAUUGUCGCACUACCCAACAACAGUUGCAGCGACAGCAGCAGCAGCUGCAGCAACAGCAACUACAUUUAAUGCCCGCCCCCGUCCCAGCAAUCGCCUCGAUAGUCGACGGCUUGUGCAGUGCAUGAGAUGAAGGAAUGGAACCCCCAAGGAUAUGAUGGUGAACUCUACAAUCAUCGCAAUGCUAUUGAUAACGAUGACGAUGAUGAUGGGAAUGAUGAUAUAAGAAAGCUGCAGUUUAGUUAAAUUCAAGACAUGAUUGAAUCGAAUCGAAUCGGAUCGCAUUGAUUUCGUAUCUAAAGAUAAACAAGCACUUAGUGAAUAACAAAAAACUCUCUAAACUUUAAGCGAUUUCGAGUAAGUUUAGCCAAGCAGACGGAAAACGGAAUCAACCAUGGAGAACAACACAAAAAAUAUAUAUAAAAAGCAAACAAAAUAAUCAGAAUAAAUAAGUAUCUCUUUAUAUAUAAACAUAUAUCGAUAACUAGUUAAGAGUUAAGCCAACUGUAGAAC